Molecule: messenger RNA, 681 nt
Organism: Eimeria necatrix
Lineage: Eukaryota; Apicomplexa; Conoidasida; Eucoccidiorida; Eimeriidae
Exons: 4
Coding region: 1-681 (226 amino acids)
Source: RefSeq, a predicted model, not a curated record
AUGCCAGAAGUGCUCGUAUUUGCACUAUUGCAUUCCUUCGGGUCGGCGUGGCAGAUGGCGGAAGAAGCGAAAGAAGCCGAAGGCUGCGUGACAGACUUCUCGUGCGUUUCGAAGGCCCACGCGUCUCAUCUUGAAUUUGUUUCUGAGUCUUUUAAUUCUGUUUUGAACUUCUUUAAAGGGCCCCUUGCCCGCGUUCUUGGGUGCCGCGAUCUGACAGGGAAACAUCCAGCCAGUACUGCGACGCGCCCAAGGUACUGCGAAACGUCGAAGUCUUUUGAAUUUUACCCGGAAAGCGCGCACAGUGGCCCUGCAAGGGCGAUGAGAUCCACUCUUGCCCCUCGGGCUCUCGCGACUACUCCUGGCCUUGCCCCCAGGGCUUUGGACUGCGGCCAGACGGGGAGACUUGCGAGGCUGGUGAGGAGUGAAGGCCCCUCCUUUAGUCUGCGCAAAACUCAACAAAUGGCGGCUGCAGCUCUCGGAAACUAUUCUGGAAUUUGUCCUUUAGUGGCGAACUUCAGCGGCUUCAGCGAGGCCGCGAAGCGCUCUUGGAGUUACUUCACCAAAGACAUGAAACGCUCCUUCGAACACUCCUGCCAAGCCCACUUCCCCUGCGAGAACACCUGCGAAAAGGAAUACGCAGAUCCCUGUCCCAAGGGCAAGCAUGCAGAGUCUGGCUUUUAG